This is a messenger RNA of Hevea brasiliensis (rubber tree), 1775 nucleotides long. RefSeq lists its product as uncharacterized. Gene Ontology annotation, molecular function: metalloendopeptidase activity. Gene Ontology annotation, biological process: CAAX-box protein processing. The record is from RefSeq and is a predicted model, not a curated record. The transcript has 9 exons. Bases 412 to 1563 code for a protein of 383 amino acids. Gene Ontology annotation, cellular component: membrane. NCBI's taxonomy places the organism in Eukaryota, Viridiplantae, Streptophyta, Magnoliopsida, Malpighiales, Euphorbiaceae.
CCCUCAUCCAAGAUUUGGAGGCAACAAAAAAAAAAGCAAAGUUUGUUGAUUGUAAAAACAGGGAACCCGCCUGCGUUAUCUCCACAUGUCGUUGUAUCAUUGGUCUCCCUGAUUCUCACAAGCAAUCCUUUUAUUCUUCCUCUACCAAUCAAUCCGGUCCACAAUCACAGAAAAUAUCAAAAAGUUGAAAACCCAAAAGCCAUCGACGUAGGCCCCACUCCACUCCGUUUCUACACCGUCCGAUCUUCCUCUAAUCAGAUCAGGCGUGCCACAAAGUGCUUGUUGACCCGGACGUUACCUCUCUCUCUCGAACACCAAGAACGAAAGGUCCAAAGUCGAAGAGCCAAGGAACAGAAAGAGCAGAGGCAGAGCUAUGCUUGGAUACAUGAACGAAAACCGAAAUAUCGGGUGAUGGAGUUGACGUUUGCAUCUCGGACUUCGAAUCACUCAGCGGCAUCAGCGACGGCGACGGCAACCUCGACGGCUUCUUUUAGCGGGAGGAUUGGCGCUUUCUUGAGAAUCAGUGAAUUUCCAGUGAGAAAGAGGAGAUUGAGCUUGAGUGAUGGAGGCAUUAAUAGAGUUCAACUUCGGUGCGCUAAAGUGUCUUCGGAGAGAAGCAGUGAAGGGAUAGAAGAACGAAACAGUACGAGGGGAGGAGGAGGGUUCACAGGAAGUGCGAUGGAAGUGACCACAUUUGAUCGGAGCUUUAGCGACACUGAGUUCCCUGUUUGGGAGAAGAUUGGCGCUGUGGUUAGACUUAGCUAUGGAAUCGGUAUAUAUGGUGCCAUGGCUUUAGCAGGACGGUUCUUAUGCUCAAUCACUGGAAUAGAUAGCAUGGGAGGUUUUGAAGUAUCUAUAGAUGCCAUUGUUGAAGGGCUUGGAUAUGCAUCUCCACCAAUUAUGGCGCUUCUUUUUAUAUUGGAUGAUGAAGUUGUGAAGCUAUCACCUCAUGCUCGAGCUAUCAGAGAUGUGGAAGAUGAAGAACUUCGGAGUUUCUUUUAUGGGAUGUCACCUUGGCAGUUUAUACUGAUUGUUGUUGCAAGUUCUGUGGGAGAAGAGCUUUUCUACCGAGCUGCUGUUCAGGGAGCAUUGGCUGAUGUAUUCAUAAGGGGCACCAAUUUGGUGACAGAUGCUCGAGGAAUGGCAUCUCUGACUGGUGUGCUGCCUCCAUUUGUUCCAUUUGCUCAGGCAUUUGCGGCUGUAUUGACAGCUGCUCUUACAGGUUCUCUGUAUUAUGUGGCCGCCUCCCCAAAAGAUCCUGCUUAUGUAGUUGCACCAGUUUUGCAAUCUCAGUCUGGCCGCGAAGAUCUGAAAAAGCUCUUUGCAGCAUGGUAUGAGAGGAGGCAAAUGAAAAAGAUCUAUUCUCCCCUCUUAGAAGGACUUUUGGCUCUCUAUCUUGGUUUUGAAUGGAUCCAGACAAAUAAUAUUCUUGUACCGAUUAUUACACAUGGCAUAUAUUCAGCCGUUGUAUUGGGACAUGGCCUUUGGAAGAUACACGAUCACCGCAGAAGACUACACCAGAGAAUCCGGCAGCUAAAACUAGAUGAAAUAAACCCUAAGUAGAGCAUGAAAGAGCUGUUAAUGGAGUAAAUGGCAACGAAACUUGUAUACUACAUGUUGAGAUAAUUAUUUGUUAUGAGAGACGGUAUCGAAGUUUGUAUAAUGUAGAAGUACACUGUAUAGUAGUAGUUUAUAAAAUUACUGUAGCGAUCGUAGGAUGUGAUACUCAUUGAAAAGUGUAAAUUUGUACACAUGCUAGUUUUAUUUUUUGGCAA